GCCCCCAGCUUCUCCUACCAUGUGGUUGAUAUAAACACAGUUCACUUUCGUGACAAGCUUUUUGGCUUCAACAUUUUCUUAACUGUGCGCUCAUUAACAGCUGUCAGCAUGUCUGUGUCCGUCGACGUGAAUUUUCAAACCCAGAUUGUGUCUGUUUUGGAUUCCCUUACAAAGGUGGCCGUCGUGGAAAUAACAAAACUGUUCGAGUGUCACUUCCGUGCUAAAGGAACCACGGUUCUCAUUGAAGGACGGACAGAGCAAAAUGAAAUCCUGCAAACGUUGGACUCUGUCAAAAAGUCAGGCAAGAAAUGUCUUCGCAGUAUCGGAGUUCAAGUGGAUGAGGAGUUAACUGCCCCAAAACAGUGCUCUGUCUCAAAGGUGAGCAGUGAGGAGGGUCCUGCACAUCAUAUCACCCUGCUGGAGGCUAAUCAGCCUGCUGACCUAAAGUGCUAUGUUCUAGAACACAAGAUCAGUGAAUCAGUGCUUGAGGAUGUGGAGAUGGUGAAGGGGAGCAGUCUGGAACCAGAAUCCCCAACAACCACUGAGCCAGAAGGAGAACAAGUUAUCUAUUCCACCCCUAAGUAUCCAAACCACCUCUCUGGUACUGUUCAAAGCUCCCCAACUAAGCAGAAACUCCAGCCCCUCAAGACAGAAUCAGAGAAUGGAAUGAACACAGAAUGGGUGACUAAAGUCAUCUGUCAAAUGGUCCCAAAGGCAGAAGAGCAGUAUUCAACACCACAGGCAAAUUGUAAAGAAAAGCCUAUCCAGGUAGAGCCCCAGCAGGCCAGUGUCAGCACCGCAAAGGAGACAGCCUAUAGCCCGUCCACCUCAGGUGGGGCUUUGGCUCCUGAACAGGCUAAGAGAAAGUUGACAUCUAUGGGUGCAUUGGACCCUCCCUCUGCGGUGAAGAAUAAAAAGGUGGACUUCAAGCUAGACCAGAUGAUGAUGAUGAAGAAGAUGGAUUUCAAGCUGGACCAGACCUCCCUGGAGCACAAAUUGACGAGGGCCUGCUCAGUGCUGCUGGUGAACCUGCUUUUGGUGCCUGGAGGGAAGAAGGCUAAUGGGAGCUACUGUCACAACAGCAAGAGGUUCCCCAUGCCCAAGGACCUCAAGACCCACCAGGGCCUCCACACAGGCCGGCGCCUUUGCUGCUUCACUCAGUGUGGGAACGAUGUCUGGCGGCUUCAAAGCGUCCUCUCCCCGAGCCACUCCUACGGUUGCAAGAUCUGCGGGAAGAGUUUCAAACGCAGGAAGAUCUUGAGGAGGCACGAGCGCUUCCACAACGGGGAGAAGCCCUAUACAUGCUACCAGUGCUCAAAGAUGUUCGCCCUGCGGAAAAGCCUCCGCAGGCAUGAGAGGUUCCACACGGGGGACAAGCCUCACAGCUGCCUCCAGUGUGGGAAAAGCUUCCGGCUUAGGGACAAUCUGAAGGCUCACCUGCGCUUUCACACAGGUGAGAGACCUUUCACCUGCUCCUUCUGCUCCAAGAGCUUCAGAAUCCUCAGGAACCUUGAGGAACACAGCGUUGAUCACUUGGGAGUGACAGCGAAGUAGCUCACUUUCCGACAAAGAGAGCUGUUCCUAAGCAUUAGCACCUAGCAGCCUUUAUCGGCUGGUUGUGUAAGCCGCAUUACAAAGCUUAUCUACCUCUAACUGAAACUACUAAAUGUCCAUUCCUCAUUUAUAACCUAUCGUUCAGCAUUGGUUGUUUUUGAACGAUACUAUAAUUGUAAAUAACCAUUAUGACGGAAGAUGGGGACAGUGGAAAGAUCUGAAAUGAGGCAGUCAACCAUCCUGCGUAGGUUUGGAUUGUCCAGACUGAUCAUCUGAGUAAAGAUUUAGUGGACACUGAUGUCAUUAAUAGCCAUAAUGUUUUUCCAGGCACCGAUUUAUGCCUACUCCUAAACCAAAAAGUUAAUUGCAAUGGAGAUUUUCUAUUGAGCAUGCUGGACUAAGCUUAAUCUGGGUCUGGAAAACUGGCCCUAGGUCUUUACACUAUUUCUUUGGCCAAAACACUAUGGACAUGGAACUGUUGCAUGUCUCUUUGAAGAAUACAUAGCGUUGUACAUUGGCCAGGGCUGAGAUUAGUGUGAGGUCUUUCUCAGACAAUCUGCUUUCAUGAUACAUCCUUUCACUUUGUAGUAAAUACAAACAGAUUGUUCCUUUGUCUAUUUUGGUUUGUAAGUAGUUGUAAAGGUAGGCUUAAAUUGUUUGUUUUAUACUUUUAUCUUGAACCAUUAUGCCAAAUACUAUAGUAAUGCAGCAACUGUCUCUCCUUAUCUUUGUUCAUAGUGCUGUUUUUGUCAGGAAAACACCAUCCUUAAACUUCCCUGACGUCUACACAGGAAAAAGUAUCUAAAGACACAUGACUUAGUUUAAAAUUAAAAGAAUAGGAAGUAUGAUGCAGCCUUUAAUUUUGCAAAUACACAUUUGAAUGUUAUCUGUAGAGAGAAGUUAUUUCAUAUUUUUUGAUUGAAGCUGAUGUCUGACUUGUGAUUUGCUGAAGAUAUAACAAAUAUGACUACAUGACUUUUAUUUUUAAUCCAAAAUUGUUUGGGGGGAGUGUUCAUCCAUUUUAGAAUAAGGCUGUAAACAUAAGAUGUGGAAAAGUCCAGGGUUCUGAAAACUUUCCAAAUGCACUGUAAUUCCCUGCGUUAUCGUGAAAAUGUCUGUUUUAAGGUAUGUACUGUGGUUGGCCCUUUUGUCUGGCAAUAAAAAAAACACCACUUGUAUUAUUGGUUUCACUAAUGCCUUAUAAAAAUGGACACAUCAGAAGUGUCUGGUUGUGUGAA
Oncorhynchus masou masou (cherry salmon) is the source of this 2792-nucleotide messenger RNA. RefSeq names its product zinc finger protein 773-like. NCBI's taxonomy places the organism in Eukaryota, Metazoa, Chordata, Actinopteri, Salmoniformes, Salmonidae. Gene Ontology annotation, molecular function: RNA polymerase II cis-regulatory region sequence-specific DNA binding; DNA-binding transcription factor activity, RNA polymerase II-specific. The record is from RefSeq and is a predicted model, not a curated record. The coding region runs from base 109 to 1554 and encodes 481 amino acids. The transcript has 4 exons. Gene Ontology annotation, cellular component: nucleus. Gene Ontology annotation, biological process: embryo development; regulation of transcription by RNA polymerase II.